Messenger RNA from Magnolia sinica, 1233 nucleotides. Its product is annotated as chorismate synthase 2, chloroplastic-like. The transcript is spliced from 5 exons. The coding region runs from base 53 to 379 and encodes 108 amino acids. Lineage: Eukaryota; Viridiplantae; Streptophyta; Magnoliopsida; Magnoliales; Magnoliaceae. The record is from RefSeq and is a predicted model, not a curated record. Gene Ontology annotation, molecular function: FMN binding; chorismate synthase activity. Gene Ontology annotation, biological process: aromatic amino acid biosynthetic process; chorismate biosynthetic process. Gene Ontology annotation, cellular component: cytosol.
UAAGGCAUCUAGAAGACAACUGAAAGAGACAAUCUACUCAGUGCUGUUCCAUAUGAAUGUUCCCGUUGUUUGUGCAAUCAAUCAGGGUGGAAUAUCAAAUGGUGAAAUGAUAACCAGGAGGAUAGCUUUCAAGCCUACUUAUACAAUUGCAAGGAAACAACAUACAGUGACCAGAGACCGACAUGAGAUUGAACUCAUUGCACGAGGACGCCAUGAUCCUUGUGUGGUCCCUCGAGUUGUGCUGAUGGUGGAAGCCAUGGUUGCUUUGGUUAUUUUGGAUCAACUGAUGGUGCGGUAUGCACAAUGCCAGUUGCUACCCAUCAACCCUUGCCACCAAGAACCUAUGGAGGCACCAAAGCUUGAGGUUUGUUUUACCUGAAACAUUGUCCAGUUGUUACUACUUUAAGGUUUCAAAUUUUCUUCAGGCAAUUUGUGGUUGUAAUUUCACUGUUAUGUCUCAGCCUUCGGAGCUUUUCAGAGUGAUAUUUUUAUCUCAUUUUUUUUUUUUUUUUUUUUUAAUUUUUUUAAGCCAUGAAAACUUUGCAAGAUUAUGUGAAGUAAAUUUUUAUGCUUCUAUUUAGGUUCUUCUGUGAAUCAAAUAUGUAUUUGCAAAAUAGUCUUGCUUGUACAUCUUGAUCAUUAACUCUGAGCUUUCUACAAAUUGUGGAGAAACUUCUAAUUGCUGCCAUUGCAGAUGCUGAUGUUAGUGUUCGUCAGUCAGUCUUUCUAUCUCUGCAUGGAAAUGGAGGUUUCGAUGAAUUUUUGGCACAGGCUGAUAGUUUGAGUGCUAUCUUUGUUGCUCUUAAUGAUGAGGAUUUUGAUGUUCGAGAGUUUGCUAUAUCAGUUGCUGGCAGAUUGUCUGAAAAGAAUCCAGCAUAUGUUCUGCCUGCACUUCGUCGCCAUCUCAUACAAUUGUUGAUACAUCUUGAGCAAAGGUAAUCUGAAAGAUAUCUACUUUCCAAUAAUAUUAUUGAUUUAUGGGGAAAUGGAUGCCCUUUUAUUUGUUUCACAUCAUUAUCUUUGAAAUAUUCAGAUCACAACUUUUCUCUUGCUAUUUAAGCAGUGCAGAUAGCAAAUGCAGAGAAGAAAGUGCUAAACUCUUGGGUUGCCUAAUUCGCAACCUAAUGUUGUAUUAGACGUAAUCGAAAAUCAAAAGUAGCCUUCAUAUAUGGAGGUUAGUUUUUUCUAGUUGAAUAUUUAAUACAGAAAUGGCAUUUUAGUGAUGUCUCAUUA